GAAACUCUCCCCCUGUUUUUCCUAACCAGCGAAUGCGAGACGGUUAUCCUCCAAAACACUCUGAGGGUGACCGUCCGCAUUCCAACAAAACAGUUCGAAAAUGAUUUCUCUUUGUACGAAAUUUUUUCGGUCCCAUGGUACAUUGAAAAAAUCCGGCAAUUUGCUACGUUUUCCACUAAAAACUACAUCUUGAUUGAUAAACUUAUGCAUAUUUUUACACCUAUCUCAGAGCAAUUCCUGUCAUCCUGCCAACCUACACCAUCCUUCAUACUCUGCAAGAACGCAAUUCCUUUAAUAACCCCAAACAAUAAGAUUUGCGAAUAUAAUCUCUUCACAUCUCACUCUGCUUUAAACUGCGAAAAGUCCUUGGUCCCCAAUUUUUCUGAAUACUUCACAAAAGUUGGAGAGCAAUGGCUUUUCUCCGUCGAUAAACCUACCAAAGUAACUAUUAACUGUGAAGGUCGGCUGGAAUUCCACACUCUCACAUCAAUUGGUUUAAUUCAGGGAGCUAAGAAGUGCAGAGUUGCAUCCAAAUUUCAUGUGCUGCAACCAUCC
Bemisia tabaci is the source of this 555-nucleotide messenger RNA. NCBI's taxonomy places the organism in Eukaryota, Metazoa, Arthropoda, Insecta, Hemiptera, Aleyrodidae. The record is from RefSeq and is a predicted model, not a curated record.